UCAUGCAGGCUGCGCCCUUCCAGUAUGAUUUCUACAGCGAGGAGAACGCGCCCAAAUGGAGAGGACUGCUGGUGCCGUCACUCAACAAGGUGCUGAGUCAGGUGCACCCGAAGCUGUCGUCUCAGCAGGAGGCGCUGCAGUACAUCGAGGGCCUGAUCCUGGUGCUGCUCAACACUCUGUGUCAGGCUCAGCCGCGCACCGUUCAGGACGUGGAGGAGCGUGUUCAGAGGAGUUUCCCGCACCCCAUCGAGAAAUGGGCCAUCGCCGACGCUCAGGCCGCUAUCGAGAAGAGGAAGAGGAGGAACCCGCUGGCACUUCCUGUCGACAAGAUCCACCCGCUGCUCAAGGAGGUUCUGGGUUAUAAGAUCGAUCAUCAGGUGUCGGUGUACAUCGUGGCGGUGCUGGAGUACAUCUCUGCAGAUAUCCUGAAGCUGGCCGGGAACUACGUGCGGAACAUUCGUCACUAUGAGAUCUCGCAGCAGGACAUCACUGUGGCCAUGUGUGCCGAUAAGGUACCAUUUCUGACAGAAGGUUUGCUCUGCUUGUCUGUGGAGGAGGACAUCAGUGUGUUUCCUCUGGACGAGGAGCCGUCGGCGGCCGAGGAGCAGAUGUACUAUGAUCUGGUGAAGGCCUUCAUGGCGGAGGUGCGUCAGUAUCUGCGCGACCUCAACCUCAUCAUCAAGGUUUUCCGUGAGCCCUUCGCCUCCAACGCCAUGCUGUUCUCCGCUCACGACGUGGAGAACAUCUUCAGCCGGAUCGUGGACAUCCACGAGGUGACGGUGAAGCUGCUGGGGCUGAUCGAGGACACGGUGGAGAUGACGGACGAGGGCAGUCCUCACCCGCUCGUGGGCAGCUGCUUCGAGGACCUGGCCGAGGUGAUUGCCUUUGACCCCUACGAGACGUACGCACAGGAUAUCCUGCGCAGCGGCUUCCACGACCACUUCCUGAGUCAGCUGUCCAAACCCGGAGCGGCCCUCUACCUGCAGUCCAUCUGUGAGGGCUUCAAAGAGGCGGUGCAGUAUGUGUUACCACGGUUACUCCUCACGCCCGUCUACCACUGUCUGCAUUACUUCGAGAUUCUAAAGCAACUGGAGGAGAAGAGUGAGGAGGAGGAGGAUAAAGAGUGUUUGAAGCAGGCCAUUACUGCCCUCCUGAACCUGCAGAGCAGCAUGGAGAGAAUCUGCUCCAAGAGCCUCGCCAAGAGACGCCUCAGCGAGUCGGCGUGCCGCUUCUACAGCCAGCAGAUGAAGGGCAAACACCUGGCCAUCAAGAAGAUGAAUGAGAUCCAGAGGAACAUCGACGGCUGGGAGGGCAAAGACAUCGGCCAGUGCUGCAACGAGUUCAUCAUGGAGGGCACGCUCACGCGGGUCGGAGCCAAGCACGAGCGCCACAUCUUCCUGUUCGACGGCCUCAUGAUCUGCUGCAAGUCCAACCACGGCCAGCCGCGUCUGCCGGGAGCCAGCGCCGCCGAGUACCGGCUCAAAGAGAAGUUCUUCAUGAGGAAGGUCCAGAUCAACGACAAGGACGAUAAGGAGGGCGAGUACCGGCACGCCUUCGAGAUCAUCCUGAAGGACGGGAACAGCGUGGUGUUCGCUGCUAAAUCUGCGGAGGAGAAGAACGGCUGGAUGGCGGCGCUGAUCUCGCUGCAGUACCGCUCCACGCUGGAGCGCAUGCUGGACACGGCCAUGCUGCAGGAGGAGAAGGAGGAGCAGAUGAGGCUCCCCGGGGCCGAGGUGUACCGCUUCGCUCAGCCCGACUCCGAGGAGAACGUCGUGUUCGAGGAGAACGUCCAGUCCAAAUCCGGCAUUCCCAUCAUCAAAGCCGGAACGGUGCUGAAGCUCAUCGAGCGGCUGACCUUCCACAUGUACGCCGAUCCUAAUUUCGUCAGGACGUUUCUGACCACGUACCGAUCGUUCUGUAAAUCUCAGGAGCUGCUGGAUCUGCUCAUGGAGAGGUUUGAUAUUCCUGAACCCAAACCCACGGAAGCGGAUCAGAUGGCCAUGGAGAACGGAGACCAGCCGCUGAGCGCAGAACUCAAACGCUUCCGCAAAGAGUUCGUUCAGCCUGUACAGCUGAGGUACACACCGAAUCAGAUGGCCAUGGAGAACGGAGACCAGCCGCUGAGCGCAGAACUCAAACGCUUCCGCAAAGAGUUCGUUCAGCCUGUACAGCUGAGAAAUGACGUUCUGUUGAUGCUGCAGAAGUUCUUUGAGAACCUGAACCCGAUGGAGGACAUGACGGAGAAGGAGUUCGCCGACUAUCUGUUCAACAAAUCUCUGGAGAUCGAGCCGCGUAACGCUCGCACGCUGCCUCGAUUCCCGAAGAAGUACAGCUGUCCUCUGAAGUCUCCGGGUGUUCGCCCGUCCACCGUCCGGCAGGGAACCAUGCGGCACCCGACGCCGCUGCAGAACGAGCCCCGAAAGAUCAGCUACAGCCGCAUCCCAGACAGCGAGACGGAGAGCAGCGCCGCUUCAGCACCCAACUCUCCCCGCACUCCACUGACGCCUCCACCAGCCUCCGCAUCCAGCUCCACCGAGAUCUGCAGCGUCUUCGACUCGCCACAGCCGCCCUCCAGCCCCUUCCACUCCAACAGCGACACUAUAUUCGCUCCGGUCUCUCUCCCGCACGGCCCACGAUCUUCUUCAGUGUCGUCGAUGAUGAGUUUCCUUCGGAAUGACGAGCUUCCCGUUCCUCCGCCCAUCCCUCCGCGCCGCCGGCCCGAGUCUGCGCCCGCCGAGUCCUCGCCCUCCAAGAUGAUGUCGAAGCACCUGGACAGUCCUCCGGCGAUCCCGCCGCGUCAGCCCACCACCAAGGUGUACUCGCCCCGUUACUCGCUGACAGAGCCGCCCGACAGCCCCCCCACCCUGCCGCCGCGGGAGCCGGUGCGAACGCCAGACGUCUUCUCCAGCUCCCCGCUGCACCUGCAGCCGCCUCCACAGGGCCGCCGCUCCGAGCCCAGCCAGGCCUUCUUCCCCCCGCAGACGCCCGGGCCGCCCGUCCCGCCGCGCCACAGCACCUCGCAGUCACCCAUCCCCAAGCUGCCCAAGACCUACAAGAGAGAGUCUCCACCGCGACGGGCCGCCGCUGCUGGAGAACGCAAACCCCUCGUAGAGCGACGCGUUUACAGACAGUGCUGGAGUGAAGCGAAAACAGACGAAAGCAACAUGUGCCCUUAAAGGGACGGAUCAGCCGAGAAUGGGAAUUCUGUCAGUGUUGAGUCACCCUCAAGCUGUUUCAAACCUGUACGAGCUUCUUUCUGCUGCUGAACACAAAAAAUAUUUUUUGCCCAUAUAAUGGAAAUCAAGGGGAACUGGAAUUCUUCAAAAUAAUUAGAAGACACUUAGAAGAACCCCGAAAAUAUAUAUAUAUUUUUUUUAGAAUGUUGGUAACCAAACAGCUGACGGCACCCAUAGACUUCCAUAGUAUUUUAAGCCCAUGUAAUGGAAAUCAGUGGGAACCAAAACUGUCUGUUACCAACAUUCUUUAUAAUAAUUAUGAGACACUAAAAAGAACCCCCCCCCCAUUUUUUUUUAGAAUGUUAGUUACCAAAUAGCUGACGGCACCCAUGGACUUCCAUAGUAUUUUAAGCCCAUAUAAUGGAAAUCAAGGGGAACUGAAAUUUUGUUACCAACAUUCUUCAAAAUAAUUAGAAGACACUUAGAAGAACCCAAAAAUAUAUAUUUUUUAGAAUGUUGGUAACCAAACAGCUGACGGCACCCAUAGACUUCCAUAGUAUUUUAGGCCCA
Molecule: messenger RNA, 3746 nt
Organism: Cyprinus carpio (common carp)
Lineage: Eukaryota; Metazoa; Chordata; Actinopteri; Cypriniformes; Cyprinidae
Product: son of sevenless homolog 1 (Drosophila)
Biological process (GO): Ras protein signal transduction; positive regulation of GTPase activity
Cellular component (GO): plasma membrane
Molecular function (GO): guanyl-nucleotide exchange factor activity; protein heterodimerization activity
Source: RefSeq, a predicted model, not a curated record